Trypanosoma brucei brucei TREU927 is the source of this 1347-nucleotide messenger RNA. RefSeq lists its product as hypothetical. Lineage: Eukaryota; Euglenozoa; Kinetoplastea; Trypanosomatida; Trypanosomatidae. The transcript has a single exon. Gene Ontology annotation, molecular function: GTPase activator activity; small GTPase binding. Gene Ontology annotation, biological process: activation of GTPase activity; nucleocytoplasmic transport. The record is from RefSeq and is a predicted model, not a curated record. Gene Ontology annotation, cellular component: cytosol; nucleus; perinuclear region of cytoplasm. Bases 1 to 1347 code for a protein of 448 amino acids.
AUGCUCGCGGACCGCAUAAAUAGGAUAUGUGGUCUAAGGGGGAAUCACAGACAUACAAUCAAGCCAGGUGCUUCCUUGGCAACGGUCUUUGACAAUGAUUCCUCCCAGGACUUGAAGAUUGAAGUUUCUUGGAAGAGAUUAACUUCCAAAGAUUUGGAUGGUAUAUGCCGUCUUAUCGCGGAAGGAGAUGCCGGAGCGCUCGUGAAAGUUGUUCACCUCUCAGACAACGAUCUUGGUCCGCAGGGGGCGCAGAAAGUCGUGACGGCGAUGAACAUGUCGGGUGUCCAGGAUUUGCUGUUGUGUUUCAACGAUGUUGGGAGAGAAGGUUGCGACGCACUCUCCAACAUAGUGAGUAUUUCAGUGAAUUUGCGGCUGCUUGAUUUACGUGGUAAUGGCCUCACUCCCCGUUGUGUGCACAAGCUGCUCAAGGCGGUUGCUGUGUCCACCAGUUUGAAGCGCCUUGGGCUUGGAUCCAACAAACUUGGACCGGAGGGCGCUGCCCUUCUGGCUCGAAAGUUAGAGAAGAACACAUAUCUCACUUCCCUUGACAUCUCGCUGAACGAAAUUGGACCGGGUGGUGCGAAGCCCAUUGCCAAACUUAUAGAGGGACCUGAAUGUGUGUUGGAGUGUGUGCAAUUGUACGGAAACCGUCUCGGACCAGAAGGCGUUUCCGAGAUUCUAGCGGCGGUUAAAAAGAAUCGUUCUAUUAAGCAGCUCACACUUGGAAACAACCACGCCACCGAUGCCGUAGCCGCUGAUCUUGCCGCCAUGUUGCGUGAAAACACUUCGCUGGAGCGCUUAGAUAUUCGGCUAAACACCCUAACAGCGGCAGCCGUCCGUGUCUUUGCACAAGAUGGUUUAGCACAAAACAGCGUGCUUCGGUCUCUCUGUCUUGCUGGAAAUCCUCUUGACAGCAUUGGAGGUGAGGAUAUAUCCCAGGCACUUAUUUUGUCCCAGGUGACCGUUCUCUCCCAUUUGGACCUCAGCUCGUGCCAACUUGGGCCGAUUGGCGGGAUGCGUAUCGCGAACCUCAUUGGCACAAGCUCUACCAUUACCGACGUGAACCUGAGUGACAAUAAGCUGGACGAUGAGGCAUCUGCUUCGCUUGCGAACAGCAUUUUGAACGGCGUGUCGAUUUCGUCGUUAAAUCUAUCUGCUAAUGAGAUUGGGGAGUGGAGCGCAAGCAAUUUGAUCGAGGCAACUCAACGCAAUUUCCGCAUGAUGUCACUUGUGCUCCAUGGGAAUAAAAUCAACCGCACAGUCCAGAAAAAGAUUGACACACUAUUGGAGGAGCGCCUUGCUCGCAAAAAUGCGGAGUGUCAGCGCACAUCAUCCUCUCGAGCAUGA